Messenger RNA from Symbiodinium natans, 1209 nucleotides. Lineage: Eukaryota; Dinophyceae; Suessiales; Symbiodiniaceae. The record is from the annotation of a GenBank genome assembly.
AUGUGGUUGCAGUUCAAGUCGUUCAACUCUGCUGGCAAAAGAGACACACAUAGCGAAGGUGUGCAGAAGUGUUUGCCAGCGUUUGCUAGUGUUUGCCAGGCACCUGAGAUCGUUAAUUUCAACCUGGGCCGACUACCGGACUGGAAAGGAGGAGGGCUGGAGGACGAGACGAAGGACCAUUUCCCGCAAAUGAAUUUUCGGCCCCAGAUGCUCCUGGAGUUCUGCAUGGCUGAGGGCUGUGAAACAGCCAUGAUCAGCCUGCCCCGAUAUGGGAUGGACGGUGCUGUUGUUGCACGGGUAGCGCACAUCCUCGUUGUCCACCCUGCCUUGCCGACCCUGUGGCCGGACAGGUACAAAUACCAGCGGGCCAGCCUUGAUGACUCGCCGAGUCACAAUCUCCUGGAGCUGCUGCCCAGUGCACUACGAUUUGUGGACCGAUGCGUCAAGCAGAAAGGCCGGCUCCUGGUGCACUGCACACGGGGCAUCUCCCGCAGCUCCAGCGUUGUCAUCGCAUAUCUGAUGCUGUCAAAGAGCAAGAGCUACGAAGAGGCCAAAGCGCAGGUGCAGCAGAAGCGCAGCGUAGCCUAUCCAAACCUCGGUUUCCAAGUUCAGUUGCAACACCUGGAGUCGCUGCUGGCCACUCGCUCGCCACCUCGGAAUCUGGAGGAACGGCUGCGCUGGCUCGGCACCGUGGUUCCCAGUGGGGAUCUCACAUCUCCGAGCUCGACAUUCAGGCUGCUCCAGGCCCUGGAUGCACCGAUACGGCGCUGGCUGGACGAGGUUCCUGCGCUUUGCGAGAAGCUCUUGACAGAGCCCAGACUGGCCCGUGAGCGGGCGCCGUGGAAGCCUUGCGGCCUCUUCUUCGAGGUGCUGCAGAAGUACCGGACCGUGCCUGAGGACGAGUCCCUGGUUGAGCUUGCAGCAUCCGCAGCAAGGCGACUCGAGGCGUCCGUGAAGCAGUUCCACGACUCCUCCAACUCCCUGCCCGGCCUGAAAACUGCGGCUGCCGUGGCACGGGAGGUACAAACCUGGCACCAUGUGGCCCGGGCGGAGUUUGCCCUGCGGAGAGCAUCUGGUCGCGCGACACACGCCAGCUGGCCGGAGGCAGGACACAACAGCGCCGCGCCGGCCCAGGGUCUCGUCGCCUAUGCGUCGGACUCGUCCAGUGACGAGGCAGAGAACAACCACAAGAAGCCGCGCACCGUGUAG